AUGAAAGUCUCAUCAGCAGCUUUAGACGAAAUUCAAGAAGAAAUAUCUAAGCUCGAUGAUCGUUACGUUCUUGAUAAAGUGAUUGGCGCAGGGAGCUACGGUGUGGUCAUUCGUGCUCGAGAUACUAAAGAUGAUAACAAAUUCGUUGCCAUAAAACGCGUCAACGAGGAUAUUUUUGAGGAAGUCACUCUUGCCAAGCGCAUUCUGCGUGAGAUCAAACUCUUAGCUCAUUUUCACGACCAAAACAUUAUCGGACUACGUAAGAUCCUCGUCCCUCGAACGGUAAAAGAGUUCAAACGCAUUUACAUUGUCAUGGACAUUAUGGAUACGGACCUGAAGCAGGUACUGCGUAGCGGUCAGGUCCUCUCCGAGGCUCACACCCAAUUCUUCAUCUACCAAACCCUGCGCGCCCUCCACGUCAUCCACAGCGCAGGCGUGAUUCACCGCGACGUAACCCCGGCCAAUCUCCUUGUGAACACCAAUUGUGAUCUCAAGAUCUGCGACUUUGGCCUGGCAAAGGAGGAGAACGAUCGUGGUGAGUUUAUGACGGAUUACGUGACCAUGCGUUGGUAUCGCGCCCCAGAGUUGGUCAUGGAGGACGUGGACUACUCCACGAAGAUUGAUGUGUGGGGUGUGGGGUGCAUUCUCGGCGAACUCCUCGGCUCUCGUCCUCUUUUCCAGGGGAAGGACCGCGUAAAUCAGUUGGAUAAGAUCAUUGACGUUAUUGGAACCCCAUCCGAGAAUGAUUUCUGUAUGGGCUCCGCCGCGGCGCGUGCGUAUCUUCGCAGAAGGACUCAUCGAGCACCAAUAGACUGGCGAGAGAAAUACCCUAACGCGUCUGCGGAGGCGUUGGAUUUGCUAAAACGAAUCCUUGUUUUCAAUCCAAAGGAGCGGUUAUCUGUCACCGAAUGUAUGCGACAUCCAUUUCUAGAAUCUAUUUAUGAUCAAGAUGACGAAGCUACGUGCGCGCCAUUCGUUUUUGAUGACAAAGUGGAUGCAACGCUAGAUGAUGUGAAGGAGGAGAUUUUAUUGAUGGAAUCGUAUUUUCGUGCGGAUUCCUCGACUGAAAUGGGUAAAAGGGGGAGAAGCGUCAGUAGUACUUCACGCACGAACGGUCCUAGCGUCGAGGCGCAUGGAAAAGAUCGAUCUGCGCUUCAGACGUUUAAUGAACGAACGACAGAAGAAGAAAAGGAAUGA
Molecule: messenger RNA, 1197 nt
Organism: Phytomonas sp. EM1
Lineage: Eukaryota; Euglenozoa; Kinetoplastea; Trypanosomatida; Trypanosomatidae
Source: the annotation of a GenBank genome assembly